CGACGGAGUAAGUCGGCGCGUGAUGAUGACAACAUAGACGUCAAACGCGGUCUUUGCUUAGCUAACACGCUCCUGUGAAGACUUUAAACUUGAAAUUAUGACUUUGAAUCACUUGAACAUGCUACGACCGCUGCUUUGUCAGGCCCUGGUGGGACAGCUCAGGCCCCUCGUAGCCACCUCCAGGGUCACUGCACCGCCUCUGUACCCCGCCACCACCUUCUACCCUGCUGCAUGGGCCAGGCUUUAUGCCACAAAGAAGUCAAAAGCCAAGGCAAAGAGCCAGUCAGCUAAGGUGAAUAUUAAUUCAACCCUGGUUCAAGACAUCAUCAGUCUGGAAGGAGUGGAGGCGGAAAUGACGGAUGUUCUCAGUGCACUCAAAGAUGACUUCACACGCAACCUCAGCAUCCGAACCUCGCCUGGAGCUCUGGAUCACAUUGUGGUGAAGACCCAAGAUGGGAAGUUUCCUCUCAACCAGCUGGGUCAGGUCUCCAUGAAAUCACCUCAGCUCAUUAUGAUCAACAUGAGCAGCUUCCCAGAGGCUACAGCGGCUGCUGCCCGUGCCCUGAGAGAGAAUAGCAUGAACCUUAACCCAGAGGUGGACGGGACGAUCAUCAAGGUGCCCAUACCCAAAGUAACACGAGAACACAGAGAGAACCUCGCCAAGAUGGCCAAACAGUUGAGCAACAAGGCGAAAGACUCGCUGAGGAAGGUGCGAGCUAACGCUGUCACACAGGUCAAAAAGGCGAAGGAAGGACACUCAGAGGACACCAUACGGCUUGUAGAAAAACAGAUUCAGCAAAUGUCGGACAACAUGACGGUGGACAUUGACAAACAGCUUGCAGCCAAGACCAAGGAGCUGUUAGGCUGAGUGUGACGGUGGAUAGAAACGGACAGGUCUUCUUUUUUGACACGGUGUCAUUUGGUUGGAGCUGAACCUACAAAUGGACAUACAUAACAAAAGCAACAUGUCAUUCUUUACGUGUUGAAAACAUACAUGGACUCGGUCACAUUGAGGACAGAGUUUGUCUUGCUGUACAUGUUCCGGUGCUGCUGGCAGAAACUGAGCCUCGGUUCUUGCCCACAUCACUGGCAAAGAUCUGCUCAUCGCUGUUGGGUGAUAUCUGUGUUUAACCGUCGGCACAUAAACAGAAAUUGGCACGGAAACAACAACAACAACAACGACAGACUGCCAGUCUCCUCCCUCCUGCCUUGUUACUCUUCCUGUCUUCAAACAAACAGCGAGCGAGGGACGAAUGGACUUUUAAUGGGAUUUGCGGACCUCCUCCUAAUCAAACCCCUUGCCACAAGGGCUGUCUGUUUAUAUAAAACAAGCGCACCCAUCUGAAUGUAAACUGGCUGCGGGUUUGUCUUGGUGGCGAGAACGAGAGAGGAAGGGAGAGAGAGUUUGUUCCAGAGACGCAGGAUAUCAUUAGCGUGUUGCCAAACAUUUGUUUCGCAUUGAUUCGAAGUCUGUUAAAAAAUGCACUUGAGAAAAAAAAGGCCUUUAAUUUCUGCCCCUGUCGAGGAUUGAUAAUACGGCUGCUCUCUCGACAAUAAAGUCGGGAAAGUAACAUUAUUGAUGGACUCCAUUAAAGAAACGCUGCUUUGUACCAUGUGCGUCAUCUUUCUCGCUCUUGUUUUCUUUUCUUUUUCUCCACUUUUAGUUUGAAGUCACCCCCUCCUCCAUUAGUCAGAGUGAUAAUGGACUUUUCCUGUGUACAGAUCUCUGGGCCCUGGCUGCUGGCACCACAGUUGUCCAUUAGGAAAAGAGGCUUUUUUAAUGUUGUACACUUGGCCCUCUUUGCCUUUAAAUAUCUGCACUUUUAAAGCCUCGGUCAGGAAUUGUAGCAUGUGUGGAUCAAUGACAAGCGGCCCAGCGACACACACAUGGCUGUGCUUUCAUCUCUCUGCUGUUCAGACCAGCUGGAGGCUUUUCUGUACUAUUACGUGGCCGGUGUCUUCAUUUUGAUCGUGUUUUGUUUUGCUUCCUCUGCUACUGGUCGCAGGCAGCGCAGGUGUUCAUUUUAAAAGUCUGCCCUCACACUUGGUCUUAUAGUCAACCAGUCACAUGAUGACUACAGUGCUGCAACAUUGCACACAUUUUUAAAAAUGCAUUUAAAUU
Chelmon rostratus (copperband butterflyfish) is the source of this 2122-nucleotide messenger RNA. RefSeq names its product mitochondrial ribosome recycling factor (gene mrrf). Bases 98 to 868 code for a protein of 256 amino acids. Gene Ontology annotation, cellular component: mitochondrion. The record is from RefSeq and is a predicted model, not a curated record. Lineage: Eukaryota; Metazoa; Chordata; Actinopteri; Chaetodontiformes; Chaetodontidae. Gene Ontology annotation, molecular function: ribosomal large subunit binding. Gene Ontology annotation, biological process: translation. The transcript has 7 exons.